Peniophora sp. CBMAI 1063 is the source of this 564-nucleotide messenger RNA. The record is from the annotation of a GenBank genome assembly. NCBI's taxonomy places the organism in Eukaryota, Fungi, Basidiomycota, Agaricomycetes, Russulales, Peniophoraceae.
AUGUCUACCAACAUCUUCGAAUCUUCCCGACUCGCCUAUCGCGGCGCCAUGACAGAAGACUUUGACGACGUCUUCGCAUGGUCAAAUCUACCCGAGCAACAACUUGGUGCCCACGGCGGCGACCUCGUGCCGAAGGAUGCAGGCGCCAAGGAACGCGCGAGGACACGAUUCAAGGAGGAAGCUCGGCCGCUCUAUGUGCUCGCUGUAGAGAAAGAUUCGGGCGAGGUUGUAGGGGCCGUGUCGCUACGCAAUGGGACAUGGCGGAUGGAGUACGAGAUCGGGUUGGGCGUUAAGAAGGAAUUCUGGGGCAAGGGAUACGCCACGGAAAUGACGACUUGGGUCGUUCAGCACGCCUUUCUGUAUAUGACCGGUGUCCAUCGCAUCAAAGUGGCGGGUUUCAGCUCGAACCCGGCUGCCAUCGCGGUCUACAAGAAAGUUGGCUUUGUUCAGGAGGGUGUGACGCGCAGGGCGCGCUAUUCGGCUGGGAAGUGGGAUGAUGUGAUCGAGUUGGCACUGGUGGAGGACGAGUGGAGAAACCGCCUCAAGCUCGAGGAGAGUAAGUAG